Molecule: messenger RNA, 2714 nt
Organism: Anolis sagrei ordinatus
Lineage: Eukaryota; Metazoa; Chordata; Lepidosauria; Squamata; Anolidae
Gene: SLC43A3
Product: solute carrier family 43 member 3
Biological process (GO): transmembrane transport
Molecular function (GO): transmembrane transporter activity
Source: RefSeq, a predicted model, not a curated record
UCCGCCCGGCUCUGACGUCACGACCACCCCGCGCGCGGCAAUGGCUGCAACUCGGGCCCGGCUGAAGCAAGCAAGAGAGGGAAAGGAGCGAGCCUCUCCGCAGCCAAGGGAUUGCAGCCAUAUAACAGACCCUUGAAGGGAACCAAUGUUCCACUCCCUCCCAUGCCUUUGAUAUCACCUCAAUGACUGGCCGUGAAGGACUGCCAGUUUUCCUCUCUGCUUUACCUGCUCUGCAGGCUUCAAGAAUGACCAGAUGCAAAAGAUGACUGCUCUCCUGCAUUGCAAAGAAGAGGGAAUUUUAGUUCCGAAAACGAAUUGCCUCAGAAUCAGGAGGGAAGUGCCCUAGAUGCCAUGGAGCCCAAGGGUUCAGGAAUGGCCAAACGCCUGGCCACGUUUAUCUCAGGUCUGCUGGAGUGCAUGUGCUUUGCCGGUGUCAUCUUUGGAUGGGCAUCGUUGGUCUUUGUCCUCAAGGACUUGCACUACUUUGAGGAUCUGUGUAUGUCUGCUGCCAAUCAAACAACCAAUCAAACAGACUGCAGUGCCCAGGAUGAACAGCUCUCCCUCAUCUUCACCAUUGGCUCCUUCAUGAACAAUUUUAUGACCUUCCCCACAGGCUACAUCUUUGACCGCUUUGGCACCACUGUCGCUCGCUUGCUUGCCAUAUCUGCCUACACCUCUGGCACCCUUCUCAUUGCAUUUUCUACAGCAGCCACUGCAGUGAUGCUAUUUCCAGCACUAUCCUUUCUGUCUGUGGGUGGUAUCCUGCUUAUUCUCACCAACAUGCAGGUUGGGAACCUAUUUGGAAAAAAUCGUUCUACUGUCAUUACCCUCUACAAUGGGGCUUUUGACUCUUCAUCUGCUGUAUUUCUUGUCAUUAAGUUGCUGUACGAACAGGGCCUUGCGCUGAGAACCAUGUUCCUCUUCAUCUCAGCCUGCAGUGCCUGGCACUUGGUUCGGACAUUCUUCCUGAUGCCCCGUCGCCAUAUUCCUUACCCACUGCCCCCAGGAUAUACAUAUGGGAUGAGCUGUCGGAGGAGAUCUCAAUCAUAUCGUACCUAUGAAGAAAAACGUGGCCCCGGUAGCCUGGAUGAGGGUCAGGACUCAGGGAAUUUGCAUCUUGACUCAGCACUCAAUGAAGAAAAUGCCACUACUAAAGGUCAUACUGAAACAACACUGAACACCAAGGAGCCAGCUGUUGUUUCCUUCUGGAGCUGUGUCUUCUCCCAAUUGUUUUUCUGGCAUCUGAUGUGGCUGUCAGUGAUGCAGUUGCGCCACUAUCUCUUCAUUGGAACCCUCAACCCGAUGCUGAUACAGCUGUCUGAUAAAGAUGCAACUCUUGUGAGCCACUACACCAAUGCUUUUGCCUUCACUCAGUUAUGUGGAGUCCUCUGUGCCCCCUGGAAUGGGCUUAUUCUUGAUCGUCACAAACGUGGACAGAAAAAGCAGGGAAGUUCCCAGGGUGUACCAGAUUCACUUGCGGACUUGCGUUCCUGUGUGCUGUCGUUGCUCAUCACAGUGUUGCAGUGCAUUGCAUUCUCAAUCUGUGCCUCCAUUCCAGUGCUGUCCGUACAAUAUGCCACCUUCAUCUUGCAGGUUCUGAGCCGUUCUUUCCUCUAUGGAGGCAAUGCUGCUUUCUUGGCUAUUGCCUUUCCUCUGGAACACUUCGGGAAGCUAUAUGGUCUUAUAAUGGGACUCUCGGCUGUGGUUUCUCUCCUACAGUAUCCCUUUUUCUCGCUCAUCAAGGGCCCACUCAAAGAGGAUCCCUUUUAUGUGAAUAUUGGCCUCAUAAUCUUAAUGCUAUUGGCUUUGGUUAACCCUUUCAUAGUGUGGCGGGAGUGCAGGCGGCGACAGAAGGAACAUGAUGAAAUGCAUAGUUCAACUAUCCCUGUCUUGAAACCUGGCCUUGAGUCUUCCAUUUGAGCCUUUCCCUGCAUUGACUUUGGAAACCUCUAAAACAUAACAAAAAGGGAACUUUAAGAAGAAAAGGAAGACCUGUAAAGGGAAUCAAAGAGCAUACUGUGAGGAUAAGCCUUGUCUCCUUGUGAGCCCUUCUGCCAGGAAAAUGUGUCAUAAUCCAACACUAUCAGCCACACUUAAGCGCCUUGAAACAAGUGACUAAAACAUAUAACUUUGGGUUGGAUUUCCACAUCUGUGUUUCAAAAGCCAGAUUGUUCAUAGCUCUUUCUUUAUAAGGCAUUAUUUUUCUAGACUUUAAAUUUACAUUUUAUGUUCCUAAAACGGGAGGAUUAAGAUGUAUUUUUAGGUAUUUUUAUUUUGAUAUUUUAUAGAACUAUAUUUUUGUGGGUCAUGUACAAAUGCCAGUACUAUCACUAGUUUAACAUUUUCCAGUCAGAGUGUUUAACAUGUCUGAAAAGUAUUGUUUUUAAGAAGUGGAGUUUUUCCCAUUUUUUCUAUCAUGGUCUGGAAGUAAUUUAAAAACCAUAUGCUCUCAUGGUUUUGGAUUUUUAAAGAUAUUUUUAAGGAACCAAGGUCCAUACUCAGUUCCAAAAAAGGAAAAAGUUAAGCCAUUAAAGCACUUGAAUAACAUUUUUGUUUUUAUUAUAAGAAAAACAAGGGAGGAAACCAAUUACCAGUCUACACAUGGCAAGAAGAAGGCCCCCUGGAAUUACUGUUAAGGAAUUGGUGGUGGGGACCCAACAAGGCUCAAUGCUGAAUUAAAAAUGUAUCAUAAAGGACCUAAAUGUAUGAAAACA